CGAUUGGCUUGGUGAUUGUUCCUUUCGGCUGAUGUUUCCCAUCCCGUUUGUUGGUUGAUAUUAGAUAAAAAAUCCUCUUCCUUCAAUUUGUAUGUCUGACAAUGUUAAAAGUUUGACGUCUAACUGAGGCGUAUUAUUAUCGGGAGGACCAUAACAGUUGAAUGAACUACACAAAAAGUAUUGUCAAAGGAAUGUCUGUCUUAAAGUGUCAGUGAAAGUGGAUCUUUAUUGCUUUUGUAAAGGGAGAAUUUUUGAACAUUUUUCUUGUAUUGGAACUUGUUAGAUGCUAGUGCAGCUAAUCUAGAACAGUGUGUUCGGCCAAUGAAAUAAGUUGGAGAUCUGAAACUAACAUGGAUAUCCAUCAGCUGAAGGCUAAAGUCUCUAAUUGCUAGGUGGUGAUAACAACUUUACACUGUAAAAGAGCAGAAUGAUGGAGGUCAUCACUUAAAAGUCAUAAACUGACAAUGACUUGAUGAUAGCACUAUGACUGUGACAGAGACAAGAGGCUCUUGGGAUUAAGAUUUAUUGUUUAACUACCUGCAAUAUGCUGAGUUAUAAUACGGUUUCAGUGUGAGUCUGGAUGUCACCAUUCAAGACCCAGAGGGGAAAAUUCAAAUUCAGGAAGCAUUAUUACAUGAGCGAAGACACAGUUGCUUACUUAGUUCACUUAUUUGGGAAAGAACACAGAAAGCUAUGUCCUGAACUAGGAUGUGCUGUGACAUGUGGGGCUAAAGUGUUAAUCACCUCUUGUGUGAUUUGGCGCAGAGUGACAAGGUGUUAGAUGUGCUCACAGUGGGGACAAAGUCUGUUCAUGGCGGGAUGUAGGUUAUAGCCCCGCCCCCCUUGAGCCGCAACGCUGUGCCUGCUUGUGUCUCAGCUGGUCCAGAACCACAACUAUUUGGCAAAAACAAGACCGCGAGGAGGGCAGGAUCAGUACUGUAAAUGGAUAUCUGGCUGGGGAUAGCAUCACCAAGCCAGACCGCUGAAUUAUUAAAAAUACUGGAGUCCUUCACUUUCUGCCUAGAACCAAACAUAAUACACAGAGAAUGUUACAACAAACAGAAGUCUCUUGGAUGUCUUGAGUUUAUUGCCCCAGAGAUGAAAGUACACCUGAGAAAGAAAGCAAUCAGAUUGUGACAAGGUAACUGGAUCACUCGGCUGGGGCAGUGAGUUUGGAAGUGCAACACAAGGCCGACACAAAUCUCUCAGCAAGCUCAUUUUCAUGUUGUGCACACUUGGAGAUGUGUGGCUGAACUGGAAAUCCAAGUUUUAAUUGAGAAAGCACCACUGAGUGCAAAAGCAACGGCGUCCUACUGGGCACAUUCAAAUCAGGAGUUUGGAAUGUUUAAACGUGCUACUUCUCUAAAUUGCCAUCAGAAGGACAAACUAUCAUCCAGUCCCUGUUUAUUUAACAGCAUGUUUGUGUGAGCUCAUGGGAGACUGCUUUAUCAAGAGUGGAUGACGUGGCCAGUAGAACAGAAAGAACUCCUGUCCUCCUUUGCUACAUUUGGCCUUUACCCACUCACUGGCGCACACACAGACACCCACACACACACACACACACACACACACACACACACACGGAGCGGGAGUCAGAGGACAGAUGAAGAUACAAAGUGCUGGUGUCAUGGAGUCACUGGGCAGUGACUGGGGAGGUGGAGGGUCAGGUGCCCCGAACUGACAAGCCAAGAGCAGGAUGCCUUUUGAGCGGGGGCCGAAGGGGUUGCUAUGGCGAUGUUUGUCAUCUGGGAAGUCUUCUGCAGAGGCAUGCUGGGUGAGAGCGAGAUUGCGAGAGAGAGAGACAGAGAGAGAGCUUGUAUUCUGACGAGGUCGUUUAGUGAGAGCACCAAAGUUUUGCGCAGUCCAUUUGGGAGUUACUUUUGGGGAGAAUCCGCCACACAAGAACAGACAAGUGACCACAUGCAGUCACAGCUUUUUGACGAGGCCGGCUGUCCAAAUGGCUUCUCUAGGGAGCCAGGGGGUCCUUCUGGUCAGCACAUCAUAACUUCUCCAGAUCUGACCAAAGAGGUGGUCAUCUCCCCUGGACUGCCGACUCCUCCUCUCAGCCCCUUUCGAACAACGAGACUUUCAUCUGGAGAAUUCAAGGCCUCUGAUGUCAAUGGAAGUGGCCAAACUACUCCCAGCUUUGGAUCAUAUUAUGGGCCCUCACAGUCACAUGGGGGGCUCACCAAUGGGGUGCAGCCUUCUCCCACUAGGGAGGAAAGACUCAUCAAAUUCUCAGGAAUUGGCCCCGUGGAUGAAACUGGGAUGCCCAUUGCCUCCAGAUCGAGUGUACACAAGCCCAGAGACUGGUACAAGAGCAUGUUCAAACAAAUACAUAAGAAGCCGGAGGAAUGUGAGCCGGAGGAUUCAGACAGGUGGUCGACUAGAUGCCUGCAGGCCUCUGCGAGGAGUGAGGAUGAAGAAGGCGAUAAAUAUCUCUUCAGGCUAUCACCACAUGGAGCCUUGCCUGACUGGAGCCAGAAUGUCAGCGAGCUGUCAGAUCCAGGAAAGCAGCAGCCUAAACCCAAGAGCAUAUUUGACUUUGAGCCUGAAAAAGAUGUUUCUUCGGUAAACUUCAGCCAGGGUUACCAGUCGCCCAAAAAACAUCCUGAGAAGUCAAAGUCUCCUUCAGUUGAGGCCAGUCUGGUCUCCGAGCUGAGUCGCUUUGAGGCCGAGUUGGACUCGGAUAUCCAGGGCCUGGAAAGGAGACUGUCCCAGAAGCAGCAGCAGCGUCGAGGCUGGGGUGAGGAGACCAGGGCCAGGGACCCAGUGACUGCUCCGAGGGCUGCAAACACAAACUACAGCAAUUCAUCAGCGCCAAAGCAGCCCAUCCGUCACUCUGUUGGCCCCUCAUCAGUCUUCGCUCCUACAUUUGAUCAACUUUCUCCUGCAAAUGACACAAUGGAGCGCUCGCCUAAGAAAGAGGAAAAGAAGAUGAAAGCAGCUCGGGCCAAGUUCAAUUUCCCGGCUCAGUCUGCAAAGGAGCUCACGCUGCAUAGGGGCGACAUCGUCUACAUCCACAGGCAAGUAGACGCCAACUGGUUUGAAGGAGAACAUCACGGUAGAGCGGGCAUCUUCCCCACCACAUAUGUGGAGAUUCUGCCUCCAUCCGAGAAGCCAACGCCUAUAAAGCCUCCCAGUGUGCAGGUGCUGGACUAUGGCGAAGCGGUCGCACUGUAUAAUUUCAAUGCUGACCUUCCAGUGGAACUUCCCUUUCGAAAAGGGGAAGUAAUAAGUAUUACUAGAUGUGUCAAUGACAAGUGGCUGGAGGGGAGGAUCUCAGGGACCAACCGAAGUGGCAUCUUCCCUGCCAGCUACGUUCAGGUCAACAAGAUGCCCCGCACCAAAUCCUCCACAGACGACUUCUCGACAAGCCCCAUGUCUCCUUUGUCUCCUGGACCUCAGAGUCCAGGACGUCCGCUCCACUCGCCUUGCCUGCGGUCGCCAUUGUCGCCGUUCAGCCCCGCAUGCAUCAGCCCCAAAAGAGAGCACUCCCCCCGCAAUCCUUCGUCACCUCUACCUUCUGGUGCUGCUCCACAGUUGCACUCGCCUGUUCAAACACUUCUAUCCAAAGAAUCUGCCAAUCGGUGGCCCCAUAAUGCCUCCAACCCCGCUUCACCUCCCGACCGCAACGUUUUCAGCUCCGCGUCACCUUCUGCUUGGUCAGCAGCAUCUCCACAUAGCACAGAAGGGCCCAUAGUAAACACUCCCAGAUGCAAUGAUUCCUCGCAGGGAGUGCUUUCGGAUCCCAGCGCCAACUCACGCCGACCUGCACAAAUGCCAAACACUGCUGGCUCCACAGUGGUGCAACGUAAACCGUAUAAAGCUGUCUACAACUACAAACCACAGAAUGCAGAUGAGUUGGAACUGAGAGAAGGCGAUGUUGUACAAGUAAUGGAGAAAUGUGAUGAUGGCUGGUUUGUAGGUACGUCAGAAAGGACUCACGCUUUUGGGACUUUUCCUGGGAAUUAUGUGACAGCAGUUUAAGCUUCUUGUUUGACCACACUGACAUGGAUUCACAAGAGCUCAACAACCACCCACCCUCAUCACCUCCCUUAAGACGGGACAGGCAUGUUCACCACUUUUCCAUGCCCAAAAGUGAAAACAGGAGAAGUCCUCACCUGCCCGCAUGAGCGCAUGAGUGUGUUGCACUGGCUUCAUUACUUCAUGUACACCCAGCAUAAGAAUACUAAGGCUGGAUACUGAAGACAUGCAAAGAAUGAAUGAUUUAGUUGCACAAUUAUUUGCACAUUUGUAUUUCUUUCCAGAAUUAUGACCGUUCUUUCUAAUGUUCUGCAUUCAGCCACCACAAACCACUCCAUGAAUUUGAUAUGAAUUUCUAAUAUUUUGUGGAAUCGACGACUAACAUUUCCAUAAAAUGUCUGUCUCAGAUUAUUUUUCAGAUCUUUGAAGAAGUUGGAAGAAGCAACACGAACCUCUCUAGAAAAGCUCUUAAGUUAGAAAGGGAAAAUAUGUGCCAUUAAGUUUACAUCCAUCCACAAGGCUAUUCAGAAAAGAAAAGUUUGAUAGCACAAGCACUAGUUUCUUCCUAUCAAUUGUUAAAUGUCUAGUUAUCUUGUUUUUUUUUUUUUUUCUAAAAAACUGAAACAGGAAACAUGACUUUUUCUCAGUUUAGAAGAAGUCUGCUACAGGAGACAAAUACAUAAGUUAACUUAAAGUUGACUGUCUUGCCACUAAAAAGUCACAGCACACUUGCAUGCUGUUAGCUCGUUCGUCUUUCCUGCUUUAAACCACAAUGCAAGGUCUUUUAUGCCAAUGUAAUAUUGGCAACCCCCCCCCCCCCGCACCCCUGUUUUUUUUUGUUUUUUAAUUACAUUUUUUUAAAGACAUUUCAUGACAUCAUCACUGUAAAAUUAAUCAUGUUGCCUGAAAAUGGUUGUACAGAGUGUAACCUUUUAUCAAAUAAAAUUCCAAAGUGUAAUAUAUUUUCCAAUGUAUGGUAUAGUUGGUAUGGUAGUUUUGUUAAGCCAUUAAACAAUGCGGUGUUCCAAAAUGA
Phyllopteryx taeniolatus (common seadragon) is the source of this 5020-nucleotide messenger RNA. It is a transcript of the gene sorbs3, whose product is annotated as sorbin and SH3 domain containing 3. Lineage: Eukaryota; Metazoa; Chordata; Actinopteri; Syngnathiformes; Syngnathidae. The coding region runs from base 1729 to 3990 and encodes 753 amino acids. Gene Ontology annotation, molecular function: protein binding. The record is from RefSeq and is a predicted model, not a curated record. The transcript has 22 exons.